Molecule: messenger RNA, 1601 nt
Organism: Anastrepha obliqua
Lineage: Eukaryota; Metazoa; Arthropoda; Insecta; Diptera; Tephritidae
Product: putative gustatory receptor 28b
Exons: 4
Coding region: 16-1413 (465 amino acids)
Biological process (GO): sensory perception of taste
Cellular component (GO): neuronal cell body; dendrite; axon
Source: RefSeq, a predicted model, not a curated record
GCGCAUUCAACGCGAAUGGACGAAGACAUGAAUAGUAUUGAGGCGCAAGAAGCGUGCGCCAUGCAUCCACAACGUGUCAGCGGCUUGCGUCGGUUCUUCCACGCGCAACAGCUGUACGAAAGUGUACAGCCACUCUUUGUGGUCUCCUUUUGGCAUGGCCUCACGCCGUUCUUUAUUAAAAGUGAUGGUGCUGGGAAUAAGAAGUUGAAGGAGUCGAUGUGUGGUUAUCUCAAUACUUUGAUACACAUCACCGUUUAUGUGGCCUGUUAUGUGCUUACGUUGUUGAAUGAUUUCGAAACGGUCGCGAGUUAUUUUUUUCAUUCGCGCAUAUCGCGUUUCGGCGACACAAUGCAGAUUGUGAGUGGUCUUAUCGGCAUUACCGUCAUCUAUUUCACGGCUAUACUUCCCAGACAUCUGCUCCAACAUAGCUUGCGUACCAUGCAGGAUAUGGAUGUUCUACUGCGCAGUGUUGGUGUGCAAAUUCUGUAUAGUAAAGUGUUGCGUUAUUGUUAUUUUAGUUUGUUGGUGGUGUUUGCUGUGGACACUGUGUAUUCGUGUGGUAAUUUUAUUUUGCUGAAAUCGGCCAAUUUGGAACCGUCAACGCCGCUUUACAUAGUUUUUACGCUGCAGCAUACAGUCAUCUCGAUUGCCACAGCGAUGUUUCAAGGCAUCGUGAAGCUGUUGGAAAUGCGGCUGGUGAUGUUGAAUAAGGUUUUAAAGAAUCUCGCCCAUCAAUGGGACAAUAAUGGCGUCGUCAAGCCUAUACCCAAACAACGUUCGCUUCAGUGCCUUGAUUCCUUCUCCAUGUACACCAUUGUCACUAAGGAUCCCUGUGAGAUUAUCCAGGAAUCAAUGGAAAUACAUCAUAUGAUUUGCGAUGCUGCAUCUACAGCGAACAAAUAUUUCACCUACCAACUCCUAACCAUCAUUUCUAUAGCCUUUCUGAUCAUCGUUUUCGAUGCCUAUUAUGUGCUCGAAACCUUAUUGGGCAAAUCGAAGCGUGAGAGUAAAUUCAAGACUGUGGAAUUCGUGACAUUUUUCUCAUGCCAGAUGGUUUUGUAUCUUAUUGCGAUCAUCUCGAUUGUGGAGGGUAGUAAUCGGGCUAUCAAGAAGAGCGAAAAAACUGGCGGCAUUGUGCAUGCCCUACUCAACAAAGCCAAGAGCGCAGAGGUGAAGGAGAAGCUGCAACAAUUUUCUAUGCAACUCUUACAUUUGAAAAUCAAUUUUACAGCAGCAGGACUUUUUAAUAUUGAUCGCACGCUCUAUUUUACGAUCAGUGGCGCUCUUACGACUUACCUGAUUAUACUUCUGCAAUUCACAUCUUCUAAUAUGCCAGAGCAUCAAUCGCCACAGGAGGGCCAGAACACCACGACUAUGAUGAAUAUCUUACAAAAUGCCACAGCUGGUCCAUAAUGUAGACAUUUCAUUGUCGUGUAUAGAUAUUUAAAAAUUCAUAUAAUAUAUGCUUGGUAUUUGUAAAAUUAUGUACUUGCAUAUUUAACUCAUUUAUAUAUGGCCUGGCACCACUCGUUUCCUAUUGUAGCUUGAGUAUAAAUUUUACUAAUUCAAAUACAAAAAUGUACAACUCACUAAAUAUUGGA